AUGGCGCUUUCAAAGCAUGUUGAUCCAGACCACCUGAUCGAGGCGUGCAAAGAUCACCCACACCUGGGCUUGCUCGACGAAGGACACAACCCAGCGGUGCACAAGACCGUGUACGGUCUCUCUGACAUCCCAAAGUUUACUCUCCCAAAGGAAGGAAUCCCCAAAUCUGCUGCGUAUCAACUCAUCCAUGACGAAAUGGAACUCGACGGGGCCCCUAUUCUCAACCUCGCCUCCUUCGUGAACACUGGCAUGGACGAACAUCUGAACCGCCUCAUGCAAGAAAAUGUGAACAAGAAUCUGGUCGAUUUUGAUGAGUACCCCGCUACUCAGGUGAUCCAUACGCGCUGCAUUAGUAUUCUCGCCGACUUGUGGAAAGUACCCAAAGGAUGCAAGGCCAUUGGGACUGCUACGACGGGCAGCAGUGAAGCCAUCAUGCUUGGUGGGCUCGCAAUGAAGAAGCGUUGGCAGGAAAAGAUGAAGAAAAUGGGUAAAGAUAUCUACAGGCCUGGCCCGAAUAUUGUGUUUGGUGCGAACGCUCAGGUCGCUCUCGAGAAAUUUGCAAGAUACUUCGAUGUCGAGUGCAGGCUCGUACCUGUGACGGUGGAGAGUCAUUUUGUCAUGGAUCCAAAAGAGGCAAUCAAGUUGGUUGACGAGAAUACCAUUGGCGUUAUGGUCAUUAUGGGGUCGACAUAUACAGGCGAAUUCGAAGAUGUCAAGCAGAUGAGUGAUCUACUCGACGAGUAUGAAGCAAGGAGCGGGGUCGAUAUACCCAUCCACGUCGACGGGGCUUCUGGCGCUUUCAUCGCACCAUUUGCUUAUCCUGAUCACCAAUGGGCGUUUGAUGUCAACCGCGUCAAUUCCAUCAACGCGAGUGGCCACAAGUUUGGUCUCACAUGCGUUGGAUUGGGAUGGCUCGUCAUAAAGGACGAGUCGCUACUUCCAAAAGAUCUCAUUUUCGAGCUUCAUUACCUUGGCACCACUCAAUCAUCUUUCACUCUCAACUUUUCACGCCCAGCUGCACCUGUCCUUGCGCAAAUGUAUAGCUUUUUGGCUCUUGGUCGAAAUGGAUACACCGAUAUUAUCCACGCCGAUCUAGCCAAUGCACGUCUCCUCAGCCGUGCACUCGAAAAGAGCUACUUUACUCUUCUGUCAAAUAUUCACCGUCCUGCCAAAGUCAAUGUGACGACUCGCGCUGCCGUUGCGCUGGGUGCCAACGAAGAAGAUCCAAAUCUCUACUGGCGCGGCUUGCCGGUCGUCGCAUUUCGCCUCUCAGAUGAGUUCAUGAAGGAAUAUCCACACGUUAAACAGCGCUGGAUCCAACAGCUACUUCGAAUGAAGGGGUGGAUUGUUCCAAACUAUAAUGCACCACAUGCAGUGGAGCGAAUCGAGAUGCUUCGUGUCGUCGUCCGGUCGACCAUGUCUGCUGAUCUGGUUGCACGUCUCCUUACGGACAUCUUGGAAAUCACGGAAAGUCUCAAGGAACGAGGAUCAGAAAACUCACUCAUGAUGGCACUCCAGACACACAGUGAGAAGGAAAAGAGUCAGACGUCUGCUCACCAUCCCGCCCAACAUCGUCCUUCUCUUCAUCAUAGCCCUCAUGGUGGUCACCUUCACAAACACAAUGGUAACCGCCCUGAAUCUAUGGGUGUUCAUCACAAGGACGACGGUGGAAUAGGACAAGUCACGGGCACGAAUAUUGUGCUUGGCUAUGCCUCUGCCACUAAUAUCGGAACAUGGAGGGCUUUUCGUAAUUAUACGACGCGCCAUCAUGCGUAUGACCCUACAAUUAUCGAAGCCAUUUGCGCUUGCUGGGCUAUGCCUCCGCAGUUCGAGGGUUUCAUUGUUGGUACGGAGAUUGAGAAGUCGAAGGUCAUUAGCGCAGCCUCUACCUUUCCAAACCCGGCGCUUCAAGCGAUACAAGAGGCCAGUGACCUCUACGGUCCCGAGAGACGUGUCUGUCUGCUGUUAAGUCUUGGAUACGGUGGAUCUAUGCGCCGAAAUGUGGGUGGAGACGACAAGCUAGUCCAAGCAGAGGUCACCGCUCACGAACUCGAACGACGCUGGGGGGAUGACCGGCCUAUAUUACAGGCUCAGUGUUAUUCCAUCUAUCGCUGCUUUACCGAUCGAGUGCUCGACCAACUAGUCAAGGCUUCAUCUCACAAUAGCCGGUUCACGCUCAAAAGCCUAACUCAAGUUACUGCACCACCCAAGGUCUCUUUCAGCGGCCUUCCACCAUUGUCGCCUUAUUACGUUCAACGUGAUACCCCAAUGAACCACAUGGUCGUAUCUCUCCUCGGUUCUGAAGUGGAAGAGCGCCAACGGGUUCUCAUCUUAACGGGCAUGGGCGGAUCCGGAAAGACCCAAAUGGUCAUCGCGUUUAUUCGUGAAAACGGAGACUGUUUCCAGAACGUCUUAUUUAUCGAUGCGUCAUCCACCAAGACUAUUGAGACAGGCCUCAUAGCACGACUCAAGGCUAUUGACAAGUCGUUCCAGGGAAUCGACCUCGACAGCGCAUUAGAGGCACUCGCUCAACCGAAUGAAGUUAUUACUACAAAGUGGUGCCUCGUGUUUGACAAUGCUGAUGAUCCGACGCUCGAUAUCGCCGAAUUCUUCCCAGCUUGUGACCAUGGAGCAAUAAUCAUCACCAGUCGUAACGCUCAACUCGAGUCCAUCUCUCCUAACGACCAUAUUUCGUUGGAGGUCAUGACGAAAGAUGAGGCUUGCGAGGCACUAUUAUCGUCCGCGAUUGGUUCCAAAGACAGUUGGCGACCUCACCAUCGACGACUGGCACUCGAUAUCGUCAAGGAGUUUGAGUAUCUCCCGAUCGCUGUCGUUCAAGCGGGAUGCUACAUUCGCAAAAAUAAAUGCUUGGAGACCUACCUUGGACGGCUGGAGGCGAGCCGUUCAGAGUUGUUGAGGCACGCGUCUAUGCAACGCGACAAGCUUCGGUACAAGCACAGCGUAUAUGCUGCGUUCGAUAUAUCCCUCACGUCCCUGUCGGAGCGGGCUCUCGGCCUCUUAUCCAUACUCUCCUACUAUGAUUACACCGGCAUUCCUCGCUCCGUGCUCAGUCUUGCGGCGGCCAAGAACUUUGCACACGAAGAUUACGAGCUGAUGGAUCGAGGGUCGGACUUCCAAGAGGCUAUUGGUCUCCUCCGUCAUAUAAUCACCCCUAAAGGCAAGUUUGAGGACGUAGAGGUGGAUCGUAUUAUCGAGGAACUUCAACAGUCCUCAUUGAUAUCUCUUGUCUCAUUCGAUUCGGAUAUUAAGCUCCGCUUCCACCCAUUGAUACACGCAUGGGCAUAUGAUCGGCAGAACGAUGAGGAGAGGAGGAAAUACCAUGAUGCGGCACUGAGACUCCUCACCUGCAUGGUAGACGAGAAUGACGGGAUUGAUAUCGAGUCAGAGUUAUACCCACACGCACGUCGCUUCAUCAAAGAGAUAACAGCGCUACACGUCAAUGAUCAAAGCGCACUGGUCGAAAUUUGGCAAACCGACUCGGAAGGUCAAGCAAGGCUCAUGAUUCUCGAAGAUAUCUAUCAACAAGUACGAGCAGCGUACGGCGAUACAGAUAUACGGACGAGUCAAGCUCACCUUGUGCUUUGCAUUCUGUAUAUCCGUGAGACAUACGACACUUUGAAAGCGGAGGUCAUUGCUCGGCAAGAAUACGAACUACGAAAAACGAUCAGUGGUCCCCGGACCGCCCCAACUGCUGAAGCAAUGUCUAUACUGGCCUUCUCUAUGGACUUUUCCUUUACCAGGAAGGAGGAAGUUAUGGAUCUCUUUCACACAGCACUCGAUAUCCAGCAGGAAACACUUGGCCCAAAUCACUUCUCUACUCAGGCGACCAUGCAAAUGCUCGCUACCUCAUUGAUGCGUGACGACCACGGCCCAGAUGGAUUAGAAGAGGCAUCAAUACUCUUGGAGAAACUUGUUGCAACACGUUCUGCCCUUUGGGGAGUGGAUCGCCCAGAGACUCUGGAAACUAUAGACCAAUUACUCGAGUGCUAUGCUGCUAUGGGGGACGCCAAACAAGAAAAGCUCAAGGAGCUGCUAGAGAUUCGUCAGAGUCGUUACAGCAGCUCGCCAUCGGAUAGCGUGGCCGCUCUCACCUUCCAAGGCCAUGUGUACGAACUACAGGGACGACACGAGGAGGCUGAAAGUGUGUAUCGGGAGCUCAUAAAAACAGGACGAGAUAUGUUUGGAGACCUAUCGCCGCGGAAUCUAAAUAUUGUCAUAGCGUUUGCAGAGUUUCUUCAGAGGAGGAAAAAGUAUGCCGAGCUGGAAGUUCUGCUGCAUCAGUACGUCAGAACCGACCUCAAUAUACAUGGCACGGCGAGGGAUCAACUGCGUUCUUUAGCAACAAUCCUCGGAGAAACAAUCCUGCUGGACGGGCGCCCUGAAGAGGCACUUCCUAUCCUUAGGGCCGCGUACAUAGCAGCUGUGGAUCGCUUUGGCAGUUUCUGGGUUGGGAUACUCCAAAAUAACCAACUUCUCGCAGAAUGUCUGCUCGAGCAGAAGCAAUAUGGAGAGGCAGAGCUGCUGUUUCGGGAGCAGGUGCAUUACGCUCAUCUUGCGGACAACGUCAUUUCCAAGGCCGAAUCCUCUGUGCACCUUGGUGUGUGUCUCCUUGAACAGGAGAAAUAUGAAGAGGCAGAAUCGGUAUUCAAGGAUGCAUAUGGUGAGAGUAAAGAGGAGUCGGGGGCAAUGCAUGCGGAGUCUUGCCGCCUGCUCUGUUAUCUAAUUCUCACUCUCGAGAAGAAGAAUGAGCUGGAGCGAGCUGAGCCUCUCAUGCAAGAAAUGCUCAAACUUUACGAGAACAUUGACGGUGGCAAGGAGACUCCCAUACUGUGGGUACUAUCCACAUUCGCCGAGAUUCUCGAGCGGCAAAAGAGGCUCACUGAAGCGGAGGCCGUAUGGAGGCAUCGUGAGGAGAAAUCGAGGGACCUCUUUGGUGCAGAUCAUCUUCAGUACGUGGCUGAAAGAGGAGCGCUGGCAAUGUUCUUGUUUCAGCAGCGACGAUACACCGAGUCUAAGACGAUUAGAGAGGAGCAAUUGGCAAGGUAUAUCGAAGCGGGUGAUAUCAAUCGCCAAGAUUUCAUCAAGGAAAAACUACGAGAGAUUGAAGAAGUACUCAUAUCAGAGAAUGUUGGUGCGGCUUAG
Serendipita indica DSM 11827 is the source of this 5163-nucleotide messenger RNA. The record is from the annotation of a GenBank genome assembly. Lineage: Eukaryota; Fungi; Basidiomycota; Agaricomycetes; Sebacinales; Serendipitaceae.